GAUUAGAAACGACAACGAUUCUUUGUAAAUAUGAAUCUCUAAAUACUAAGUGUGUUUUAACAUGAACAACUAAGGGAAUAUGUUCCUUUGUAUUUAAAAAUAUAAAUACGCGCUCACAAUAAUUAUUAACAUUUUAAAAAAGGUACUUCAUAGAUAUCUUCUUUUCUAUAAUAAUUUCAUCCUUUCGUAAUAUCUUCGUUGUCUUAAUAACUUUUAUCUCUUCGUUAUUUUUCGUUAUUUUAAAUUUUCAUCUCUUCAUUAUCUUAAUAAUUUUCAUCUCCUUAUGAAUUCACUGGUUGUUCUUUAUAGAAUACUUCGUAAAUUUUAUAGAGAAUUAGAGUGUAUUGAAAAAUUUUUCUUGUGUACAUAUAUUAUAGAUAUGGCCACAUAUUGUUUUCUGUUCAUUGGCUCUUUAAUCUUAACAGGACAUUUCGAAAUUGAUUUUUUAUUUAUUCUAAUAUUAGGUUUUCCUAUAAUAUCAGGGAUAAUUAUGUUUUAUGGUAAAACCGUUUAUCAUGGAUUAGCAUUCCUUGGUGUACAUUCGUUUCCUGUUUUUGGAGGAAUAGCUUAUUUUUAUACUCAAUAUUUUAAUUGUAGAGAUCAUACUCUCAAAUGUGACGCAAGUCCAACAUUUUAUGCAAUAAUAAUUAAAUUAUUUUUAUUUCAUUUUUUUUAUCUUAGAAUAUGGCCUCUAGUAUAUGAAUUCAAACAUUCUAGACAUGAUGAGAUUAAAGAAAUGCAUGCAAUAUACGAGGUCCAAUUUCCACUUUUCCAUGCGCAGAUCAUCAUGAUAGGGUUAUUGUUAGUUGCUUAUUUGGUAGGAAUAUGUGGUAUAGACCUGGUAGCACUAACAAAAAGACGAAUUAGUUCUCGAAAAUAUUUAUCAAUUUUCAAGGACGAGAAACAUUAUUUAAUGUUUAUUGUAUACGUAGGAAAUUUUAUUCAAGCCUUAUUAUUAUAUUUUGAUAUGGCUAGUUUCUGUAAACAAUUUAAAUCAUUGGCAAAAUUAGAUUCUACGUUGCAAUGCUUUCAGUAUAAUACGGAAAUUUGUACAUUUUUAUUGUAUGCGUGUCUAUGUUGGAUUGUUUUGGCAUUAUCAACUUGGAACACGAUUAGGUGCCAUAAAAAUUUCGGUAAAAAUAUGUCGGAUUAUAUAACAUACGAACCAACUCCUCCGGAAUUUGAAUCUGGAAGAAAAUUAGUAAAAAGAGAAUCAAGUGUGCCAGAGCAUUCACACAUCGUCUAAAUGAACAACUAAGUGAAAAUUAAUAUUAUAAAAUUUAAAAAUGGAGCUAUUUUUUUUUAGAGAAAAUAUUACAAUUAUUUUAAUAAAUAAUGAACGUAAAAAUUUAAUAAAAAUAAUUUCCCUCUCUAACAAAUGAAAUAACU
Messenger RNA from Rhizophagus irregularis DAOM 181602=DAOM 197198, 1389 nucleotides. NCBI's taxonomy places the organism in Eukaryota, Fungi, Glomeromycota, Glomeromycetes, Glomerales, Glomeraceae. The record is from RefSeq and is a predicted model, not a curated record.